AUGUCUCGCUUCUUAGACAGCAUUUCCACCAUCAUUAGCGUCUUUCACGAACACGCGAGGGAAGAUGGAGACAGCUCCAUCCUCAGCAGAAGGGAGAUGAAAGAAUUCAUCCUGAAGGAGUUUGCAGACRUCAUAGCGAACCCACAUGAUUCUCAAACCAUCGACAAGAUCCUGCACUUUCUUGAAUGGGAYGGCGAUGGGAAAAUAGAUUUUAAUGAGUUCCUGUUUCUGGUAUUCAGAGUGGCUAAGGCCUGCUACUGGUAUCUGCAGAAGGGACCGUGUCUUCUGCAAAGAACAAAGCUAAUAACCAGUGGGAAGUCACUUCGAGAGCCUGAAAUUAAUAAUAAAGGACACCAACGCCAGCUCCAGGAAGAGGAACCACAGAUUGGUGACAGUAAUCGCCAUCGAUCCUGUGAACCUCAACCACAACGUGACACCAGGGUUCACAAGCUCGAAACCCUAGAGGAAACAGAGAGUCAUCACCAGCAACGUAACACGCAAGACAGAGAUGAUGCAAAAAGAACCAGCAGAUAUGAAGAUCCAACAUCUCGAGUACAUGAAGAACGAAGCCAAGAGCCAAGUAACCGAAGUAACAUCCUCCAGCCACCUGAGCUGGAUGGACAAGAAGAUGAACAGAGCCACGAACGUGGCAGCUUGCAGGCACGUCGGCCUGAACCACAGGCAGAUGAGAGACAAAAUCAAGAGGGGCCUCGGCUAGAUCAAGUGGCAGACGUGAAGGGUCGCAACCAGCCAAGGAAGCCUCAACCACUACGAAACCGGUGGAGUAGUCGUGAACCACAAGAGCCAGCACCACAGAUGAAUGAUGAAGAAAACCAUCAUCCACAAGACCAAGAGGCAGCGCAAGAAGCAGCUAGAGGAAGGGACAUUCAGCCACAGAGGACUGAGUUACUCACAAAUGGGACAAGUGGCUAUCACCGCAGUGAGCUGGAAGCAGAAGAGAUUGAUGGUAACCGCCGCCAGACAAGGGAGCAGAAAGGAGUGCAAAGAAAAGAUGUGAAAUGCCUAUAUCAGUCAUAUAUUGAAGAACCUAUAGCAGUGGAACGAAGCUGCUAUGAAAAACAUGAGCCAGGAAGACGURUAUAUGAAGAAAUAACACACAGCUCAGAACCCAAGGCUGAGAACCUGGACAGACAGAGGAGGAGGAGGAUUCAAGCAGAGCUGCGUGAAGAAAGAGAUGAGGAAAUGAGAAAACAGGAGCCCUACGCAAACGAAGAAAGGAGGGAACAUUUCCAAGACCAAGAAAUAAACGUGCAGGGGAGGACUCGCCAGGGACGAGAGCGGGAAGAGCCCGCAMAGGAGWGGAGGAUCAUUCACUCCCGAGAUGUGGAAGCUGAGGUCUUAGAAAGCAUCCGAC
This is a messenger RNA of Nothoprocta perdicaria, 1375 nucleotides long. RefSeq names its product trichohyalin-like. The transcript has 3 exons. The record is from RefSeq and is a predicted model, not a curated record. The annotation marks the transcript as partial. NCBI's taxonomy places the organism in Eukaryota, Metazoa, Chordata, Aves, Tinamiformes, Tinamidae. Gene Ontology annotation, molecular function: calcium ion binding; transition metal ion binding.